Sitodiplosis mosellana (orange wheat blossom midge) is the source of this 2363-nucleotide messenger RNA. RefSeq lists its product as uncharacterized. Gene Ontology annotation, biological process: fatty-acyl-CoA biosynthetic process; long-chain fatty acid metabolic process. Gene Ontology annotation, cellular component: mitochondrion. The record is from RefSeq and is a predicted model, not a curated record. NCBI's taxonomy places the organism in Eukaryota, Metazoa, Arthropoda, Insecta, Diptera, Cecidomyiidae. Gene Ontology annotation, molecular function: long-chain fatty acid-CoA ligase activity.
AAUCAAGCUAUUAUAUUUUUAGAGCUCUGGUUCACAUUUCGAUGAAAACAGUCAUUUGAAAAGAACUAGUUUGCCUCCGUCAACUAUAUAAGGUCGAAUACAAUUUAUUAAAGCCAAAAACAACAUCCACUUUUUGAGAACAAAAUGAAAUAUCAUUUCAAUACUUAACUGCAUUGACUGAGGUUGCACGCGUCUACAGUUAUAGUAUUGUAGGUUUCAUUGUGCAUAUUUAAUACAAAAAUGCUUUUUCAUAUUCAAUAUAAUUUGCAUUUGUGUACCGUAUCAUGAGGGGUGGACCAUCUUUUUCGGAGAAUUGAAUUAAUCUGAAGGUAAUUUGUAAAGAUGUUCGUGAUGUAUUUGCGAUUCUAAUGCGCAUGUUGUUUGAUGAAAAAUAGGAAGAAAGGCAAAGGAUGUGAAAUAAUCAGAACAAAGUUAAUGCUUCUAGGGAAAGGCUUAAAAUAAUUAGAUAAUGUGUCCAUGUGAAACAAGGAAAGAAACUGAAAUAUCAACAGCAACCAAAGUGCUGAUUUAAUGAUGUUUCUCAAGUACUGAUACGCCCCUCGCUCGGUAAUAUAUAUCAUUGCACUGAUAGUGAAAUCCAGUUUGUGCAGACUGUGUGCGAGUGCUGAAAACAUUGAGCUGAUGACAAGACAAGUAUAACGUAUUGUUUGUGUACGUCGUGAUUGUAAAGUUUUAAAUGAUAAAAAUAUAAAAUCAAAAUUGUGUUAUCAUCAAUUCAUGCGAUCAUAUGGUGUGUUGUAGACUUUUUGCUCGAUUAGAAAGCAAAACAAUCUGUAAUCGUGCAGUUUAUUUUGCGUGAGCUAUCGGCUGGGAAGUGUUGCCGUACGGAAAUUCUCAACUUUUAUUCCAAAGAUAAAUAUUAAAAAAAAUUGUUUCUCAGUUGAAAAUGUAUUACGGGUCAGUAUUAAGGGCAGUGAAUAUGAAGAGCAAUGCACGGUUAUUGUGUAGACGAUUCCUGUCGACUGAAAGGGAAUUUCUCGCAACGCAAAAGCCAUCGUUAAGUGAUUUGGCAAAGAAAAAUUUAGUUCACAACGAAAAGGACGGAUAUGUGAUGAAGUCUCCCUACGAAAACAUUUCAUUUCCCAUGGAUAUGACGAUUGAUCAAUAUUUUUGGAAAAACAUGCCAAAGUGGCAAAAUCACGUUGCAGUACAGUGCGGUGUUACGGGUCGCAAAUACACAUACGCCAAACUACGGGAUUAUUGCGCGGCAUUAGCGAUUCGAUUGAGAAACAACAUGAAAUUGGAGAAAAAUGACAUCGUCGGUAUUUGCCUUCCGAAUGUACCAGAGUAUGUUAUUUGCUGGAUGGGAUCAGCUGAGGCAUCGUUAGUUGUCACAACAAUAAAUCCUUGGUACACGUGCGAAGAGAUAUCUCGACAAUUGAUAAGCAGCCGUCCGAAAGCAAUAUUUUGUCUAAUCGAUAAUUUUGAUGUGGUUAAAAAAGCCUGUGAGCUGGCUAAACAGCCUGACGUCAAAGUGAUAGCUAUAAAAACCGAAUUAAGUCACUCAUUUCGAGAUGAUAUGAUUAGCUUCACCGAACUGAUGAACCCAAAAGAGCACAUAAUGCCUCAUUUUUCCAAGGCUAUGGACUAACGGAAACAUCACCAUUAUCAACACUAACACCACAAGGUCUGCAAAACUACGGUACAAUCGGCUGGCCCGUCGCAAAUGUUGACAUAAAAAUUGCUUGUGUGGAUGAUCCAAGUUUCAAAGGAUUGGCAGCAAAUGAAACAGGUGAACUGUUGGUACGGGGACCAAAUAUAAUGAAAGGAUAUUUCAAAAAUGACGAAGCGACAAAAGCAAUGAUUACCGAAGAUAAUUGGUUGAGAACGGGCGACAUUGGGCAUUAUGACGAAAAUGGCCUAUUUUAUAUAAGCGACCGUUUGAAGGAAUUGAUUAAAGUCAAUGCAAAUCAAGUGGCACCGGCCGAAUUGGAAGGUAUUUUACGUGAACAUCCAGACAUUUUGGAUGCUGUGGUGAUAGGAGUAUCGCAUCCCAAGUGUGGUGAAGUGCCGAAAGCGUUUGCAGUACGACAGCCCGAGUCAAAUAUCACGGAAGAAGACGUUAAACAAUUUGUCGCGAAACAAGUGAUCAAAUACAAACAGUUGACUGGUGGUGUUCAGUUUGUCGAUCAAAUCCCAAAAACGGCAACUGGAAAAAUGUUACGUAGAGAAAUCCGAAAGUUAUUCUCAUGAGCAUUGAACCGUAAUAAUUACAUGAAAAUAAAGUGUUUUUAUACAUUUAUUCUUCAAUUUUUGUCCUUCACUAAGUUUAAAAAGUUUGGAAUUGCACUAAAAACAAAUUAAGUGUUAACGAAGAAAAUGAAUAUAUUUAACAACCCAGA